AAGGCGCCCCGGCGUCACGCGCACAGAGCAGAGAGCAGGGAGCCGACGGCGACGAAGCUGCCAACAACAGUCCCCACUGCCCACAGCCGCUGCGAGCUGCGAGCUGCGAGCUGCGAGUGCUAGGGAACAAGACUUGAGGGUCGGCGACGGCGGAGGGGCGGAUGGCGUUGUGGAAGAAGAAGGUCGUCUUCAAGGCGCGGAGGGCCUGGGCCGCCGUCUCCGGCCGCCUCCUCGGCGCGCCCAAGACCGGCAACGGUGGCAUCCUGAAGCUCCACGAGGACGUGCAGACCUGCGGCUACCAGGACGUGCAGGUCAUGUUCGACAUGCUCACCUCCGAGCUGGAGGCGGCGCACGUCCGGAAGCAGCAGCCGUCGCCGCCACCGGCGUGGCCCGGCCGCUCUUCGUCUUCGUCGCUUACCGGGUCGGUGCAGUAGGAGAUCGAAGAAGAGACCCUUGACUGAAAAUGGCUGAGAAGAUCGUUGCCAGUUUUUACAUGUUGUUACUGCCUGCGUAUCAGGCGUCAGUCCCCCUGCGUUUUCUUCUGCCCGGCGAAAAGAGCGAAAAACUGUCUUUCUUGAUGCGUGUACAUAGAGGCCGUGUCUGAAUGUUUUUCGCUGGCCGGGAGGAAGAGGAAGCAAGAGGGGUUUCAUUUCAAUUCCCCAAUUUCAGAUUUACUUUUCAUGUCUAAGAUUUUGCGCGGGCUUCCGCAUGCUGUGCGUGUGUUUGGAACAAGUUAAGAGCUCCGGUUCACUGAAUCAGAGAGCAUUGGCAUAUGAGCAAUUGAGACUCUUUCUGUUCGUAUAACUUCUUUGGACUUCA
Messenger RNA from Brachypodium distachyon (stiff brome), 819 nucleotides. RefSeq lists its product as uncharacterized. The record is from RefSeq and is a predicted model, not a curated record. NCBI's taxonomy places the organism in Eukaryota, Viridiplantae, Streptophyta, Magnoliopsida, Poales, Poaceae. The transcript is spliced from 2 exons. Bases 162 to 434 code for a protein of 90 amino acids.